AUGGCCGCCCAGGAGAUCCAAGACGUCAGGCUAUGCCAGGCCUCGGUGUACGCGAGAGAGGACGUGGUUCCCUUGGAUCAGCAGCAGUUACCGGACAUCGAAAGGGGUCUUAUGCUGUGGAACUUGGGUACUGCUUUCCAUAUUUUGGCACUCGGGUGCGUCAUGUACGGCUGGGCGUCGGUAUCCAUUAGGCAGCUGCUUGGUAAAACCACGCUGGUGAGCACAACCGCGGCGCUGUUAAUGCUGGCUACAGGUAUCGUGGGAUUCGCCGGCGGCAUAUCGUCGCACUUUGGCGUGUUCAGCAAUAUAGGCGACAUGUCGCGCGCACGCAGUGUUUCGCGGCUGGUUACGAGCACUGUGUUCCUGGUGUUUCUCGGUAUGCUCGUCUGGGUGGCCCUGCGCUUGGCCAGGAUUAUUCGCCAAACACGAGUGCGCGACCCAUAUGCCACAGCGGCGAUAGUCUCGGCGUCGCACAAGCAGUAUGCUCAGCACCCGAUGGCUGUCCUGAGGUAUCUUUUGGGCAUGCAGACGCUCGCGUGGAUGCAGGACUCGGUCGUUUUGCUGGCCGUGCUUUUGUUCGUGCGGGUCGUGUUUUUCCUCGCAUUUGAUAUCAGCUUCUUGACGCCGCAGCAGAGCGCUAUUAGGUCGAUGGGGUCAGCAAACACGCUCAACGGUAUGGCUACGCUGGCGUCGUCGCUUUUGUCUGUUGCUAUGGUGCGCCUGCUUCUGCCGCGCAAGCCGGAUAUGAUGGCCGAUGUGUUUACCAAGGUGGGCGAGCUUGACCCGUCCGCACGGACGGUGUUUUUCGAUGGAAAGGCGCCCGAUGUUCGCGGCCUACCUGUGCCACAGAUGUCUUCGGCCGGAAAUACUCGCAAUCACAGCUUGAGCUCUGCGGGUGACGCCAAUGGGCGCUCUCGCGCGCCGACCACGGCUAGCCUCGCGGUUGAAAAGCUUAUGGGCAGCUCCACGCCGGUGCUCGUGGCUCGUCCCUCGACGACUGCAACGGUGACAGCGACAACCACUCCGACUCAGCAGCAGCAGCAUCCGUAUUCGCCUGUUCUCAUUGACACCUGCGAUAAGAGCAUGCCUGUCAUGUCCAACGGCUCCCUGUCGCCGAUGCUUCAGCAGCCCAUGUAUCCGUUCAGCUCCGGUGCCAAGAGCGCUGACGGCCCUAAUUUCCUGCAGCACAUUCCGUACAUUGACCGCAACGCGCGCGAAAACUCGUAUUUCUCGCAGGGGCCCUGGGUACACCCGGUCACUCACACGUUCUCGCCAAGCGCAUCCAUUGCCGGAUCGGAGGUUCAGGGGUCCACAAUGAUGGGGUCUUUGGCGAAUGCUGGCGUCGUCGGGCUAUCUGCAGCCGGGCCAUUUGUGUCCACACCGUCAGUGCACUUGGAGCAGCUUGUGCGUUCCAAUACUGGCGCCGAGCUGGUCACCAUCGAGGGGCGGCAGGAUAUGCUGCGCCAAUCCGAGGCAAAAAACGGCUCGAUGCUGUUUAGUGAUCCAGGAUCCGACAUGCACUACUUGGGCCCGGCAAAUGGCACCGCGCAGCAGUCGCGCACCCAAGUCACCGCCAGUGCUUACAUCCCGAUUUCCAGCUCCAACUUUGCGCUGACAUCUAACAACCAGGCUAACGGGGGCAGCAACUUGUCUGACAGCGUUGCUAGUAAUAACACGCAUCCGAGCGGGCCCAGCCUGCGUUUCGAGGCGCUCCAGUACUAUAGCACGGAUAACGACAAAGCAGACUCGAUCAUUUCCUCAUACAUGCGCCCCGACAACGAAUCACCCCAGUUUAAAAAUGUGCUUGUUGGACAUCGCACCUCGUCGGUCAUUUCCGAUGAGUACCAGUACGAGCCGAUGAAUACUGUAAGCGUUGGCGGCAAUGACGGUAUGCGCGCUGUUUCAAGCAACCCGUUUGAUGAACACACUGCUUCCGUGGCCACAACCAACAGGUUGAUUCCCACGGUAUACGUCGCCGAGCCCAUUCCCGAAAACACGACUGCCGAAGAUGAAGACGUUGAUGGUGAUGAGUCGAAGGGUUCGCUUGGCAAUGGGCCGAUUCUUAUCCACAGGGGGUCCAAGGCGUCUCUCCGGCGCAAGAACACCGUCGAGCGCCGCAAGGGAGGAGUCCAGAAGAAUGAAACCGGAUUCACAGAGUCCUCAAAUAGCAGCUCGGUCAACUCGUCCCAGGACAUGUUGGCCAAUGAAACUGCCAGCCAGAGUAUGCUUGCUGCCCCUGCAGAGAUAAAGUCGGUCUCUUUCAGCGCCCAACCUGCAGAGACGGUUAAAAAGCCUGAUGCGGAUAAGAAGGCUCGGGUGUUCAAAUCGCGCAUGAGCGCGUUUGACGACCCGCCGGCAGGCCAGACAUCGGGCGCGUCGGGCGCUACUUCGCCAGUAUCAGAAAGACCGAGCAAGCGCGAUUCGGCGACGAUCAGCGCCGUUCCGUGGGAUGGUACCAAUGGCAAGCCUACGUCUGAAGUUCCGCUGAAUGCUGUAGACGAAUUUGGGCACAAAAAGCCGCUGGCCAUCAACACAAUGCUCCACAGGCAGGCGCCAUCCGCGGCAAGCAUCCAUUCAAUGCGGUUGAGCCCUGAGUCGGGCUCCGCAAGUCUGCCCAACUCGCUGUUUAGACAGUCGUUCUCGAGCCUUGGCCGCCGCAGCAACGACAUCUUUUCGAGCUUUUCGUCGAUCAACACUAGCGCCACGGGCGAUGUCUUUUACACGCCCGGAGCCAGCAUUGCCAAUAUGGCCAACGGCAGCAUAAACGGUGAGAGUAACUGGCUGGACGCCCUGGAUUCAGACAUUUUGAUCGACACGCCUAAUGCAAGCCAAACUGACUUUGCCAGCCCCAGCGUCAACUAUAUGGAUGAGCGGCCGUUCACAGCGCCGUCGCGCACCGCCGUUAUCAAUAGCCACAGGCACACUUUAGCUGCGCACGAGCAGACUAUUGGAUCCACUCGCUCCAAACUGAUUAUUGGCGAUAGCAAUGCGUCACAGAUAUCGGUUGAUAUUGCAAAUGAAGUGGCCGGUGUACGGCGCACGCAGACUUUGCGCAAGGCAAGGGCGUCUGACGCUCACGAAAUUGAGUCUUCUAUCCAAGGACCGACGGAGGAGGAUACGACUGGCGCUUUGAUCUCUGCACUCCCCAUGCCGACGCCCACUCUGUCGAACGACCGCAUGAUUCUUUAA
Messenger RNA from Kickxella alabastrina, 3189 nucleotides. RefSeq lists its product as uncharacterized. Lineage: Eukaryota; Fungi; Kickxellomycota; Kickxellomycetes; Kickxellales; Kickxellaceae. The transcript has a single exon. The coding region runs from base 1 to 3189 and encodes 1062 amino acids. The record is from RefSeq and is a predicted model, not a curated record.